GGGGGGGGGGUUGUUUGCUCCUCUCCUUUGCAAGCAUCAUGUCCCAGGCCGCCUCCCCUCCCCGCCCUGGGUGUUUCCGACGCCACGGAGAGCGUCGCCUGAAAUGUUGUUACACAAGGCGCAGGGGCUUUAUGCAAGCAGAGCGAGGAAGAGACAAGGCAGGAGGCGAGCCGAGAGCGAAGGGGAAUAUGGGAUGCUGAAGACUAUAAAACAAGCCCUCUUCUCUACUGGGCUGGAGAUGCCCAAAUGGACAGCACUGCCAAACCAGGCUUCUGAUUAUGAAAUUCGACAGUAUGAACCAGCCAAAUGGGUUUGCACAUCUGUUAAAACUGUGGACUGGGAUUCAGCUAUCAAUACUGGUUUUACUAAGCUCUUUAAUUAUAUUAAGGGCAAGAACGAAAAAGGAGUAAAGAUAGACAUGACAGCUCCAGUGACAUGCUAUGUGCAGCCAGGCGCUGGCCCAUUCUGUGAGUCCACAACAACCGUCUCUUUUUACGUGCCACCUCAACACCAGGCAAAUCCACCUAAGCCAUCAGAGGCAGAUGUCUUCAUUGAAAUGAGGCCAGCAAUUACUGUGUUUGUCAGAUCUUUUGGAGGAUUUGCCAAUGCGAAAAAGAACCAGGAUGAAAUACUGGCACUUGCUGAAAGUCUAAAGCGGGAUGGAAAAACUUUUCAAGAAAAGGUCUAUUAUACUGCUGGCUAUGAUAGUCCAUUUAAAUUGCUGAACAGACAUAAUGAAGUUUGGCUUAUCAGGAAAAGCUAAAACCUCAACAAUUCAGAUUAUAGCCUUAAUAACCAUAAGUGUCCUUAACCAAAUAUAUUUCCUAAUAUUUUCCUACUUAGCCCAUUGCCUUAAUAUCUAUCAGUGCCAAUAUAAUACUUGUUUCACAAUCUUUAUAUAUAACUUGAUUGUAAUAAAACUUCUAAGUGGUUUACAAAAAUGUAAGAUGGCUGUAUAGGUUGCUAUAGUGUGGCUGCAUGUGCAGCCAUGCACCACAGUGAACAUGUGACCAAACUGUCUAUUUCUGCAGGCUAAUUCUUUGUCCUUAUAGCUGGCUCAACUCCACUGACGUCAGUAUGGGAACAUUAUAGCUUCUGCACUGCUAUGCAGAUUCCAUACUCCUAAGGCACGGGGAGGAAACAAGACAUAAGCAGUUCUCAGUUGAUUAGGGUGGGGGAAGGUAAGAAUGCACAGGCCCUGAUCUCUGAUUUUAACUAACAUGUUGGGCACAAGAUUCCUGUAUUGCAGAAAAUUGAACUAGAUUACCCUCAUGGUCCCUUCAGUCUCUCCAAUUCUGUGAUUCUAUGUUCCUUUUUACUGCAGCCUUUUAAAAACAGUAGGUAAAGGGCCCAUUUCAAAAGAAAGGAAGCCAGGCCUCUUCAGGUGUCUGGUAAUACAGUUAUGGUCUCUAUGGUCUAAUUACUA
This is a messenger RNA of Zootoca vivipara (common lizard), 1426 nucleotides long. RefSeq names its product heme binding protein 2 (gene HEBP2). The record is from RefSeq and is a predicted model, not a curated record. Gene Ontology annotation, cellular component: cytoplasm. NCBI's taxonomy places the organism in Eukaryota, Metazoa, Chordata, Lepidosauria, Squamata, Lacertidae. Gene Ontology annotation, molecular function: heme binding.